Molecule: messenger RNA, 222 nt
Organism: Morchella importuna
Lineage: Eukaryota; Fungi; Ascomycota; Pezizomycetes; Pezizales; Morchellaceae
Exons: 3
Coding region: 1-222 (73 amino acids)
Source: RefSeq, a predicted model, not a curated record
AUGUUUGCUAUUCCUUUACUAGGUCUUAAGAUUUUUAGUCUUCUCGAAAAAACGAAAAGUUCGUAUGGGCUGGCUCGCAGUAUACACUACUUUGGCAAUAUAGCUUACGAGCAGGAUAUAACUAUUGAAUUCUACUGCGUACCAGUCAGCCAGGAAAAUACGGCCCCCGAAUACAGACAACUUACAAGCAUUCAUAGCUCCGCACUCCACUACCCCAGUUAG